AUGUUCAGGCACAGUACCAAACAGAAUGUUAGAUCACAGGAGAACUUGCGAAAGAGCGCAUCUACUGCCUUGGACAGGCACAGGCAGCUGCUAUGUAACACUGUCUACGAGAACACUUACAGCACUACGUUACCUGAGCCCUCUAAGGAGAUGAUAAACAACAUAGUGGUGUCCUUGACGGGCUGUAACUCUAAGGUUUGUGGCAAAACAAGGAGACUUUACACAGUGGCCAAGUUUAAUCAUGCAGUGACUGUGGCACCCGAUAACGACGACACAGGAGAGAGCCCUAACAAGUCCACAUAUACUCUUUCUAUAUUUCUCUCGCAAAGCUUGUUAGAGGAAGAGUUGGCCCUGGGGGAGGCGGAGUUGGAUGGUAUAGUGUUUACCCUCGCUUCCCCUCGCGGUGUAGAGGCGUACUUUUACUCUAGAAUGGAGGGAGGCAGAGGUGUGCACGGUUUGGCUAUGGACGUAGGAAGAGGGUGGGAGAUAGAAGGCUUCGUCAGCAGAGACUAUCUUUCCACCAUCAACAACCUAAGUCCUCGCGCGUGGGACUUGAGAAGGAUUCAAAAGAAGGGUGCAUACUACACUCCUAAGGUGGACGGAGAGAGAGUACCGCUUCUUAAGAUGAUUCCUCGGACAUCUCUGGUGGUUAUAGAUGCUGAGAACACAGUGUCUUAUGGUAUUCUUCUGAUAGACAUGCUCACCGAUUAUGGAGCUCUGUGGCCCGGGACCACCACCUCCAGAAAGAUGAAGCUAGAGAAAUCGAUAGAGCUGCUUGUUAGCCAGAACAACAGUCUGUAUACAUCAGGUGGCGACGUAGUCUUUAGCGAUGCAGGCAUACCUACUGGUGUCUAUUAG
Molecule: messenger RNA, 858 nt
Organism: Plenodomus lingam JN3
Lineage: Eukaryota; Fungi; Ascomycota; Dothideomycetes; Pleosporales; Leptosphaeriaceae
Source: RefSeq, a predicted model, not a curated record